Molecule: messenger RNA, 2148 nt
Organism: Asterias rubens (European starfish)
Lineage: Eukaryota; Metazoa; Echinodermata; Asteroidea; Forcipulatida; Asteriidae
Exons: 7
Coding region: 104-1555 (483 amino acids)
Molecular function (GO): hydrolase activity
Source: RefSeq, a predicted model, not a curated record
GUGAAAUUGCAUUGCAGGUAGCCUUGGCUGUAGAAUCUAUAUCCAACAGUUCGAUUAAGGCAGUGGACACUAUUGAUUGAGUCCGUCACCACACAACGUGAAAAUGGCAACAACACUUAAUCUUCCAGUUUUCCUCGCACUAGCAGCUCUCAGCAGUCUCCUUGCCAAUGCCGAGCUUAACACCAUCGUCUUCACCCCAACGCAAGAAGGCACUCAAGCCUGCCUGAUAAUCAUACCUGGUGCGGAGAUCUCCGGUGGGCGGUACAAGCCGUUAGCAGAAGCCAUACAGGCCUCCUCACCUCUACAGCUAUGGAUUGGAAUAACCUCUGGGUACAGGAGGGACACCCCGAACCCCUUGGAGCUGACGACUGCAAUUGAUCUUGCCCUGUCUGAUCUGAGGGCUGCUGGGAUGGGCAUCUUUGUGCCGGUGUUUAUGGCGGGACAUUCUCUGGGAGGCGUAUUUGGACAGGACUAUGCGGCAAGCAAUGCUAACCGAGUGGCUGGAAUUCUCUUAUGGGGCUCUUACCUUACCGGUGCUAAUCGAGACCUGGCUUCAUACCCUGUACCUGUGGCCCAAAUAUCAGGUGAACUGGAUGGCUUGACACGCGUCACAAGGUUCAUUGAUACUUACAGUGAAAUGGAAGCAUUAGAGAAGACCACACCAGGAUCAAACCUUCGCAAACCGGUCAUCAUUCUGGAAGGGCUCAACCACGGCCAGUUUGCGUCUGGAGACAUGCCCCCGAACGUAGUGACCAAUGACAUUAAGUCCAAUCUGACCUUUGCACAGGCGCAUGAUUUGAUUGGUCGAGUAUCUAGUGACUUCAUCACGAUUACUUUGGAGGCGGAGCUCAAUGCUACGGGGAGGGUGUUGAAGGCUGUUGAGGAUACUGGGAUAUUUCUUGAGCCGUUGAUGGAAGCAAAGACUGUGGAAGCUGACGGAAGCUGGAUUUCUCGUGGUCAGGAAGCAAUCAUCAAUGUGCCAUCAGAUCUAGCUAAACGCCUCGUCGUCAAAUGCGACCCCUACACCAAUCAGCGUGACUUUGCACAAUCCAAACCCUCCGUCACCAAGGAAUCCACAGGGAUCGUUACAACGAAAGCCAAAUCAAAAGCCAACGCUCCAAGGAACCUUGGGGAUGUUUCACUGACUCCAAACUCUGCGUUUGAGAUCGCAGCUAAGAUGAAGAGACAGGAAGCCGUGAAUGAGAUACUCGGAGGACCUCGGUAUAAUGACACAGUCACAUGUAAAGAGAUCAACAUGAUGGCACUGAAGUGGGCCGAGGGUGUAGCAUCCUCUGCAGCACUGAGUCGCUACGCAACCCAAGGGAGGCAGAUGAAGUUCAAUUCAGACAUUGCUACUUUUACUGGUUCUAGCUGGCUUGAUGAGAAGCUACGUCUGACCUACAAUACUAAUGGUGAUGUUGUGGUAACAUCAGUCUCCCUACUAACAUCCGUCAGCUUCCCCUUCCAGAGCAUUGCUGGCAUGCAGUAUUGCAAGCUGUUGUCUCCGUAUCGCGCCUUGGAAUGGAUCUAUGUGGACAGUCUGCGCCCAUACUAAUCCCUAGGUGAUUAUUAAUCGACGAUUUAUCGGUCAAGAAUCUUCUUACUUAGCUUAAUAAGGAAAUCAUAGUUUUGCAUUUUGGUUGUCUUUUUGUGGUUUUUUUUUUGUGCCAGGAGUGUCAUCCUUAACCGACAUGGUGCACUGGAAGUUUUCAAUAUAUUAUUAAUAUUGUUAAAACACCGAGUCUUCUCACUUCUGUUGCCUAAAGGAGAUUUGCGAGUGUUUUCAAAUUCAGCUCAUAUUGGUUCUUGUCUUUUGCAAAAAUUUCCAGUCCUGUUAAUACUGUAUUAUUGGUAUUACUUUGAAGCAGAAAAAUAUUGCUCAACACAUUUAUUCUCCAAUCUAUAUUAUGAGAAGAAACACUUUAUGUCUCAAGACAUUUUCUUUGUCAUAUUUCUUCUGAGCAAGAUAUGACUGAGACUUACAUAUGUCCUCGUGGAAUCAAUGACAACAAUUAGCUUCUGUAAAUCUGUGCAGCAUUUAUUAAAUACUUUGGUUGUAAUAGUGAUCUCAACCUACUAAUAGGAGACUUUCCAACGCUAGGUGGCAGCAGACAUACCGGGUAAAUUUCCAUUGUUUACGUAGUUCUG